This is a messenger RNA of Cyphellophora europaea CBS 101466, 222 nucleotides long. RefSeq lists its product as uncharacterized. NCBI's taxonomy places the organism in Eukaryota, Fungi, Ascomycota, Eurotiomycetes, Chaetothyriales, Cyphellophoraceae. The transcript is spliced from 2 exons. The record is from RefSeq and is a predicted model, not a curated record. Gene Ontology annotation, molecular function: monooxygenase activity; oxidoreductase activity, acting on paired donors, with incorporation or reduction of molecular oxygen; heme binding. The annotation marks the transcript as partial.
AGCCUCGAGAGGUAUUUCGUUAGGUUUAGUAAAGGUACUAGGAGUUGCCUAGGCAUCAAUCUCGCGCAUGCAGAGCUCUUCAUCGCCAUGGCUGCAGUUUUCCGCAACUUUGAAUUCAAACUCUACCAGACUGAACCUAGCGAUGUAAAGCUAGCCCACGACUUCUUCUUGCCUAGCCCAAGACUGGAUUCUAAGGGCGUCAGGGUCUUGAUGAAAGCAUGA